Molecule: messenger RNA, 685 nt
Organism: Mycena citricolor
Lineage: Eukaryota; Fungi; Basidiomycota; Agaricomycetes; Agaricales; Mycenaceae
Source: the annotation of a GenBank genome assembly
ACACCAUCACUGUCAGCUGUCCCGGUUAUUGAGCAGGCCGUCUCGGUUAUUGAGCAGGGCCUUCCGGGUUUCCAUACACAACCCACUUCUCUCUCUACAAACCCAAACCCAUUCGUUCGCUUUCGCUCGACCUCGACUCUUGUCGGUCCUUCGUUCAUUCUGGCCCCGUCGCUGGUCGACACUGCCAACAUUCCCGUGACUUGACUCUGCAAGAUUCCAGACGUCGAAUUGGCUGCUUCUGGCACUGUCCGAGCCUUGUUCGGCCUCCCUCCGAGGACCCAUCCUCCCCCCUCACUAGUACUCAACCACCCAAAUCCAAUAUGUCCCCAAUCCCUUCCCCCGCCACGACCCCGCUCGCGAUCCAGCCAGUUGGCGACUCGGACAUGGACAGCUUCUCCGUCUUCCUGACCGCAUGCACGCUGAUGACAGCGUGCAUCCUGGUUGUCAUGUGGGAGGGCGUCUCGUGGAUACGGCGGAGCUACGAGGAAGAUCGUCGGCUACUGGACGCCGAGCCGGGCGAGGCGAUCUCUGUGUAGGUGUAGGCUUGGUGGGUUACUGUAACGGAACGAGUGUCGCGAGGUUGUCUUUGUUCGGCACGGACGGGCGGAAGUUAGCCUCAAUAGUGUAAUGCUGAUAAUCGGGACCUCUACUGCGUCGUCGAGACGAAUCGAGUCUAGGGCAUGGU